GGAUGAGAUUUUUGGAAAUUCGAUAUUUUUUUUUUAACAAUUUUUUUUGACUGCCGAACAACAAAAAAAAGGAUUGUCAUAAUUAUAAUUCAUUAUUAAACAAUUAACGAAUUGGAUAAUUUGCAAUAAUUAAAAUUUCAAGUGUUACACAACAAUUUGUGUUCGUCGUUAGAAAGAACCAUCAACAAAAUCAAAGAAAUUGGAAGCAAUGAAAAUGAAGCAAAUGGUGAUUGUAUGACAAUGGAUUCAAUGGAUGCAAAUGGAAACGGGAAGCGUGGUCUUCCCAAAUUACGAGAAGUUUUUUACCGGCAAAGACAAGAUUCUGAUGAUGGACAAGAAUCUUCAAUUUUGGAUUUUGUCUACGAUGACGCAGACACACAUACAAAUGAAAUUGCAGAACUUUACAGUUACACCGAACAUUAUGAAUUACAACUUAAUCUUAAGGCGUUCGAGGAUCAAAUGGAAAUUUACAAUCUUCGACCGUUGUGGCAAAAUUUAUCAACAGAACAACAAAAGUCGAUAAUUCAUAAAUUAUUAGAUCAACUUGAAUUAUCAAAUAAACAAACUAGAAUGAAGGCAGCUCGUUGUAUUUUAUAUAUUGCUCAGGGUUGUUGGGCAGAAGUUCAGUCCGAUAAAGAACAACAAGAAUGGUCGAGAACAAAUGUUAUGUUACUUUAUGAAACUGGUACUUUUGCUGCAUUCGUUGAAUUAUUGAAUAUUGAAAUCGAAGACAGCACAGCAGCUAAUUCUGCAAUGAGAAAAUUGGCAGUCAGCCUCGCAGACUCUGUAGAUAUUCGAUUAAUUUUAUCUGUUUUGUAUAUUAUCACUGAAAUAAUGAGAGAGGAGUCAAAAAAUUUAGAAGACAGUCCAUAUAAAGUGAAUUUUGAAACGUUUAAAGAAGAACUCAUGAAUCCCUAUGGCGAUGAAUUUUUGAUAAUCAAAUUACUUGGAAUGGUGACAUGCUUCUGUAGUGGAAGUGCUCCUCAUUUUCCAAUGAAAAAAGUUUUACUAUUCCUUUGGAAACUUAUAUUAGUUUCUUUAGGCGGUAUUGAAGCUUUACGUGAAUUGAAGAAAAAAUAUCGCGAGGAAGCAGGACUUCCUGUCGAUCAAGAAGACACAAUAGAGGUGACAAAAAAUAUGAGACCAAGCUCACCACCUACAAGUGCUGCUGAUUUACUCGAUUCGCAGAAUCAAAAAAGGAAUAAUAGAGCUUUUCGAAGGAGUUUAAUGAAGCAAAGUUCAUUGGAUGAACCAUUAUUGGGAAUGGAAUUUGAAGGUGGCGAAGGUGGAACAAAUUCGGGAAAUAAUGAAGGUGACGGCGAUAUGGUAUUGUAUAUGGAUCAAUCACAAUGUCAGAAUUAUUAUGAGGAUCCAAGUAGUUUGGUUCAACCGAGACCAAGUACACCGCAGCCAGUGAAAGAUAAGGGUUUACCAUGGACUCCAAAAGUUAGGCAAAAGGACGUUGAUAUGUUCCUCGAGGGUUCAAGAUUGAAAUUUGUCGGUUAUAAAUUGCAAGGCGAUCGAGAAAGUUUAGCGGGUCUACCUCAACCAAUUCACGAAGGAGUCAAUAUUCUCAAACGACAUAUGUACACUUCAUUAGCGGAAAUACAAAUUCAAAAAGAAGAGGAAAUAGCUAGAAAUCCAAUGAGCACUGAGGAACCAACAAUUCGUCAGACUCCAACAGAAAUUUUAUAUCAAGCAAUGCUACCCAAUCUUCCUCAGUACAUGAUUGCCUUAUUGAAAAUCGUCCUUGCUGCUGCGCCAACAAGCAAAGCAAAGACUGAAAGCAUUAAUAUUAUGGCUGAUGUUUUGCCUGAAGAAAUGCCAAUGACAGUAUUGCAGUCUAUGGAAUUAGGAAUCGAUGUUAAUCGUCAUAAGGAGAUUAUUAUUAAAGCGGUUUCAGCAAUUUUGCUUCUUUUAUUGAAGCACUUUAAAAUAAAUCACAUUUAUCAAUUUGAAUUUAUGUCACAACAUCUUGUUUUUGCCAAUUGUAUACCUCUAGUUUUGAAGUUUCUUAAUCAAAAUAUCCUCGCUUAUAUUGAAGCAAAAAAUGUUAUUUCAAUGUUAGAUUUUCCAAUGUGUGUUAUCGGUGAUCAACCAAAAAUAACAGUGGAUGAUCUCGAAAUAAGAAGUACUCAGUAUUACUGUUGGCGAAAUGUAUUCUCGUGCAUUAAUUUAUUGAGGAUUUUAAAUAAAUUGACAAAAUGGAAACACAGCCGUGUAAUGAUGCUAGUUGUAUUUAAAUCAGCGCCGAUAUUAAAGCGAACAUUAAAAGUGAUGCACGCCAUGAUGCAAUUGUAUGUAUUGAAAUUAUUGAAAAUGCAAACAAAAUAUUUAGGCAGACAAUGGCGCAAGACAAAUAUGAAAACAAUUAGUGUUAUUUAUCAAAAAGUUCGACAUCGCUUAAAUGACGACUGGGCUUACGGCAAUGAUUUGGAAGCAAAACCAUGGGAUUUUCAAGGAGAAGAAUGUGCUCUAAGAACUUGUGUUGAUCAAUUUAAUAAUCGUCGAUAUUCGACAGCAAUUCGUGACGAGGAACUAGAACCAGUUGAUACAAGUGUAACAUCAGUUCUUGGAGUUAAUGUCGAACUCACCGAUGAAUUUAAACAACACUAUGAAUUAUGGUUACAGCAAGAAGUCUUUCAAACUAAUAUUAAUUGGGACGAAUUAUUAGAAACAAAUUGUGAAAUCUAAGACGAAAUCAUGCUUUAUUUAAAAAAAAAAAACGAAACAAACUAAAAAAAAUAACAAACGAAACGAAAAUGGAAAACUAAAAGUUUUAUCAGGUUUCGUUAAUAAAAACAAGAAAAAUGUUCGAAGAACAUGAUUUUUACGUCUAAUCGGACGGCGUUCAUCAAAACGUAAAUAUUUGAUGAAAUUUAUUCCUUUUUCGCAUCGCCGAUUUUACGUACAUAUAAAUGUAUUUUUUAAGUUUGUGCAAUUUACCGGAACUAGCCAUGUAAUAUUUAUAUAAUCGAUUUUUCUGGAGCAAGAAAAAAAAAAAAGAAAUUCUUUGUACCUUUGUAAGUAUCGUUUUUUAGUGUUAAAGAAGAAGAAAAAAAAAUUAGGAGAAAAAAAAAAGAAAUGAAAUAAUAUCUUUGGUUCAAAAUGGCGAAUCGUUCCAAAGAUCCGUUAUUUACUCAUCGAGAUUAAUUAGCAAAAAUCCUGAUGAAUUAUGAUUAGAGUGUCGUACGUUCUAAUUGUGAUUUUCUCCCAUUUACUAAACAAAAAAUAAUUAAUUGAAACUUGUAAGCAAUUUUUAAUUUCGUAUUUAUAAAUUUAAGAAAAAUAAUGACAAGAGGAACGCGAAAACGAACGACGUCACUUUUUAUUGUACAUUAAUCAUCGUGUAUAUUUAUGAAUUGUGCGCGUGAGAUUAUCAAGAUUAUUUUUUUUUUUUAUUUGCGAGAAAAUUAUCAAUACAUUUUUUUUAUGUGAAUUUCCAUACUUUUUUCUUUUUUUAAAACAAAUUUUUUUGAACUAUUUAUAUUUUAAAUUUUGUAUAUGGAAAAUUACAUUUAAAAAUUUUUUAUUUAAGAAAUUAUACAUUUUAAAACCUUUUUUCUGUGAAUUAAAUAAAAUUUUGUCAAAUGAAAAUUUGUAUUAUAGGAAAAAAAAAAGUGAUUUAGAAUAGUCUUGAUGAUUUUACUUUUGUGUAGAGUAAAAACAAAAACUUUUUGUAGAAACAAUAAUAGACCAAGAAAAAGUUUUGAAAAUUUUAAUAGCUUUGCUUUGUCUUUUAGUGCAAAAGCAUAAUUAUUACAAGAAAAAAAAAAAAAGAAAA
Molecule: messenger RNA, 3784 nt
Organism: Leptopilina boulardi
Lineage: Eukaryota; Metazoa; Arthropoda; Insecta; Hymenoptera; Figitidae
Gene: Strip
Product: striatin-interacting protein 1
Exons: 11
Coding region: 235-2694 (819 amino acids)
Biological process (GO): cytoskeleton organization
Cellular component (GO): cytosol
Source: RefSeq, a predicted model, not a curated record